UAUAACAAAUAUGCAUCACUCCCAUGCCCUAGCCGUCUAGGUCACCAUCUGUACUUGAUGAAUUCGGAUUCUAUCAGGCAAAACCUUUUGAAUUGCACAAAGAUGCAUACCAUUUCAUCAGUUCCAUGUAUAUACAUAGAAUUCCUUCGGUAUGCUGGCAACUUGGCCAGCUGGUCGUGGAACGGACCAGUAGAUUGUUGGAAAUGCGAAAAAAAAGGCAAGUAUUGCAGACGGAGUAGUAGCAACAACAGCAAGAAGUAUGAAACCGAAUGCUUUAACCCUAAGCCACCAACAACAAGAGGUGAAGCGAAAGCCCCACUUGUUACAGGACUGAUCCCACUUGGCAUUUUUCUUCUUGUUUUACUUGCCAUAGCUACAUAUUUUACCCAUAGAUCCGUCAUUUUAAAGAAAGAGGAUCAAGUAAAGGUUGAAAGAUUUUUAGAGAAUUACAGAGCUCUCAAGCCUACAAGGUACACAUAUGCUGAGAUAAAGAAAAUCACUCAAAAUUUUAAGGAAAAACUCGGCCAAGGAGGUUUUGGAACAGUUUACAAGGGAGAGCUUUGCAAUGAUGUUCCUAUCGCAGCCAAGAUCCUCAACAACUUCACUGGUAAUGGAGAUGACUUCAUCAACGAAGUGGGAACAAUAGGUACGAUCCACCACGUCAAUGUGGUUCGCUUGGUCGGAUAUUGUGCUGAUGGGUAUAAAAAAGCUCUUGUUUACGAGUAUUUGCCGAAUGAUUCUCUAGAGAAGUUCAUAUCAACGGAUCAUAAAAAAGCUUCACUUGGUUGGGAGAAGCUCCAAGAUAUUGGUAUAGGCAUAGCCAAAGGAAUUGAAUAUCUUCAUCAAGGGUGUAAUCAAAGAAUCCUUCAUUUCGAUAUUAAGCCUCAUAACAUCUUGUUAGACAAAAAUUUCAUUCCAAAAAUCUCUGAUUUUGGGCUAGCCAAGUUGUGCUCGAAAGAACAAAGCGUUGUAUCCAUGACAGCUGCUAGGGGAACCGUGGGUUAUAUUGCACCGGAGGUGUUCUCUAGGAACUUCGGCAAUGUGUCACACAAGUCAGAUGUCUAUAGUUUUGGAAUGUUGUUGCUUGAAAUGGUUGGAGGGAGGAAGAAGAACAUUGAUGUUCGUGCAGAAGAAAAUAGCGAUGAAGUUUAUUUUCCUGAAUGGAUUUAUAAUCGUUUAAAUCGCGAAGAAGUAAACAACAAUGAAGUUGAGGAAGGAGAAGAUGCCAAGAUUGUUAAGAAGCUAACAGUUGUAGGACUUUGGUGCAUCCAGUGGUACCCAAGAGAUCGGCCAUCAAUGAAAACUGUGGUUCAAAUGCUUGAGGGAGAUGGAGAUACUUGGGGCAUGCCCCCGAAUCCCUUUUCUACCACCAAUGGGUCAAUUACAAGGGGAAACAUGGGCGGAAGGCAUUUUAGCAGUAUCUUAGAGAUAAUUUCUGAAUCCGAUUGAGAGAAGUACUGUUGCAUAAUUGGACAGAGUUUUUGGGGGAGUCAAAUGCGCUAUCUUUUGUUUGUGAGUAUCGUGCAGAAGUUUAAUUUGGACUCAUCUAUUGUUGUACCCU
Molecule: messenger RNA, 1561 nt
Organism: Rhododendron vialii
Lineage: Eukaryota; Viridiplantae; Streptophyta; Magnoliopsida; Ericales; Ericaceae
Product: rust resistance kinase Lr10-like
Exons: 3
Coding region: 58-1449 (463 amino acids)
Biological process (GO): protein phosphorylation
Molecular function (GO): protein kinase activity; ATP binding
Source: RefSeq, a predicted model, not a curated record